AUGGCCCAGAAAUUGAGGGGCUCCUGUCUUUUCUCAUUGUUUAUGGCUGCCUUAGCCCAGGAGACUCUGAAUCCACAAAAAUCCAAGGUGGAUUGCAACAAAGGGGUGACUGGCACCGUCUAUGAGUAUGGAGCCAACACCUUAGAUGGUGGGGAGUUUGUCCAGUUCCAGCAGUAUGCAGGAAAGCACAUCCUCUUUGUCAACGUGGCAUCCUUCUGUGGCCUGACAGCUACGUACCCUGAGCUGAACACAUUGCAGGAGGAGCUGAAGCCGUUCAAUGUCACUGUUCUGGGCUUUCCGUGCAACCAGUUUGGAAAACAAGAACCUGGAAAGAACUCCGAAAUCCUCCUUGGACUCAAGUAUGUGCGUCCGGGCGGUGGCUAUGUCCCCAAUUUCCAGCUCUUUGAGAAGGGGGAUGUGAAUGGAGACAAUGAACAAAAGGUUUUUUCUUUCCUAAAGAACUCCUGUCCUCCCACCUCUGAGCUUAUUGGCUCUCCAGAACAUCUCUUCUGGGAUCCCAUGAAGGUUCAUGACAUCCGCUGGAACUUUGAGAAGUUCCUGGUGGGACCCGAUGGAGUCCCUGUCAUACGCUGGUUCCACCACACUCCUGUCAGAGAUGUCCAGUCAGACAUCAUGGAGUACCUAAACCAAACCCGCACCCAGUAGGACAGGCUUUACAAAUCGUGUCUUUGCUCCACUCUGUCACCAGCCUCCUUAUGACCAAAGCCUGCAGCACUGCCUGUGUCCCCACCAAUGCAUGUGCAAACCGCUCGGGAUAAACUUUUAUUUGUGGCAGGCAUGCAUUGAAAAUUAAGUCAAAGACAAACUAUCCACCCAGAUAUCUAACUCUGAUAUGUCUAGUUUUCCUAAUCCAGUUCAAAAGAAAGUCAUAUUUUUUGGCACUGAUGAU
Messenger RNA from Mus pahari (shrew mouse), 910 nucleotides. RefSeq names its product glutathione peroxidase 6 (gene Gpx6). Gene Ontology annotation, molecular function: glutathione peroxidase activity. Gene Ontology annotation, biological process: response to oxidative stress. The record is from RefSeq and is a predicted model, not a curated record. The coding region runs from base 1 to 666 and encodes 221 amino acids. Lineage: Eukaryota; Metazoa; Chordata; Mammalia; Rodentia; Muridae. The transcript is spliced from 5 exons.